CCGAGCUGUUUAGCACUGUCCAAAUACGAUCUAUUACAAUUUGUGCAGAUUGUUUUACGUGUGGGUAAGUCCUGUAAGCGAAAACGAUUUAAGAUAUGCUGACAAUGUUUGGAGCUGAGACAAGUGCAUUCCACGUGUCCAUCGGCCUUUUUCUGCUCUUCUUGGUUCUUCUGUACUGGUACUCCACUUCCCCCUAUUCUGUCUUGCAGCGAUAUGGCAUCCCACACCCCAAGCCAGUUCCAUUCUUGGGAAACAUGAUGAUGUUUCGACAUUGUUCUUUCGAUGGUCAGAAGGCCCUGGUCAAGAAGUAUGGCCGUGUAUGCGGUUAUUACAUGUUCAGACGCCCACUGGUGGUGAUAGCUGACCCUGACAUGCUCAGACAUAUUAUGGUGAAGGAGUUUAAUAAGUUCCCAAACAGAAUGGUAAUUGAUAUGGCUGCAAAGCCGUUGUCAGACAGUCUCAUUAUGCUACAGGACGAACAGUGGAAACGAGUCCGCAGCAUCCUUACACCAACCUUCAGCGCAGCCAAGAUGAAAGAGAUGGUCCCUCUUAUCCAUGUAGCUACAGAAACACUACUGAACAACCUGCAGGCUUAUGCAGAGUCUGGAAAGAGCUUUAACAUCCACAGGUGUUUUGGCGCCUUCACUAUGGAUGUGAUUGCGAGUGUGGCGUUCGGCAUGAACGUGGACUCUCAGAACAACCCCAGUGACCCGUUUGUGUACCACGCCUCCAAGUUCUUUUCCGUAUCUUUUCUCCACCCCUUGGUAGUCCUCUUCAUGGCUUUCCCAUUCCUGGCUCGACCGAUGGGUGGUUUGAGAAGAAAUAGAGAAACCAGAGAGAUGAGCAACUUCUUCACUACUUGCGUUCAGAAACUAAUAAAGCAGAGGGAUGAGUUGCCAUCCAGUCAGAGAAGAAGGGACUUCCUGCAGCUAAUGCUGGAUGUGAGGAGCAGUAAGGAGUUUGCCUCCUUGGAUCAAUUCGAUGUAGUGAAUCAAGCAGAUGAGCAAGUUGUGGCAGACGGAAAUGAAGAAAGCUGCCACGAGCCGUCAAAACCCAGCAAGCAGAAAAGGAUGAUGACGGAGGAUGAGAUUAUAGGCCAGGCCUUCAUCUUCCUCGUUGCUGGCUAUGAGACAAGCAGUAACACUCUUGCAUUCAUCUGCUACCUGCUGGCCAUCCACCCAGAGUGUCAGAAGAAAGUACAGAAAGAGGUGGAUGACUUCUUUACCAGACACGACUCAGUAGAUUACAACAACAUUCAGGAGAUGAAGUAUUUAGACAUGGUGGUGUGUGAGACUCUGAGACUAUAUCCACCUGCAUUUAAACCUAUGCGCAAUGUUGAGCAUGAAUGUGUAGUGAAUGGACAGACACUGCCUAAAGGAGCUACAGUGGAGAUCGCAACAGGCUUUCUGCAUUCUGACCCUGAGUACUGGGACGAGCCGGAGAAAUUCAUACCUGAAAGGUUUACCCCUGAAGCCAAGGCCGGUCGACACCCUUUCGUCUACAUGCCAUUUGGAGCAGGGCCUCGCAGCUGUGUGGGCAUGAGAAUAGCCCAGCUGGAGAUUAGGAUGGCAUUGACCAACAUCUUUAAAAAAUUUAAUGUGGUAGCAUGUAAGGACACAGAGGUUCCUCUUACAUUGAAGUCAUAUUCCACACUCGGACCCAAGAAUGGCAUCUUUGUCCAAAUUACCAAGAGAGAGAAUUGAGGUGAUGCAUAAAAACUGUCCGAGUGAUUCCAGAGAGUCUGAUUUUAAGAGAAAGAUGAAGAAACCUUCUAGAACUAUGUAAUUAGUAAGGGAAUAGCAAAGAAAAGUACUGAUGGAAUUUUGUAAACAUACUUUGUAAAUUAAUUCAUCCACAUUAUAUAAAAUUUAAAUGCCAAAUUUCUUUUACAUUCAUUUCUGGUAAAUUUGAAAUUGCUUCCUUCAUUGUCAAACCCUCAAUAACAAACUGUUAUCAUGUUUGGAUUGAUACUGAGGAAAAACAGCAGAAGGAACAAAGGGUGGAAUUAAUCAGACUGAUGUUUAACAUAAAAAUGGUUUUUAAAAGGCUGGAGAUUGCACCAACAUUCCACUUGUGUAUUUAUGGGCAUAUUGUUGUAGAAAUUACCAUAAAUUACCCUGUGUGAUCUACUGUACAGUUGAUAUGUUCCUUCACUAUAUUUACAUUGUAUUCUAUAUACUGUAUGGAUGAAACAUGCUUUUGACAUACAGUACAGGGGGCACGUAGUACAUCAUACAUCCACAUUGGUUCUAUGUGUUUUGAUCAUAUCUGACUAAUACAUGUAACAUACUAUAAAUGUAAAUGGUUCUUGGGUAAUUUUUGUAAUCUUGGGACAUUUAUAUAUUCAUUUAUCAGAUUUCUGUAUGGGAAAACAAAAAGCUUCUUUUUUUAUUUUUUGUGCUCCUUUUUAGCUCAUUAUUCUUUUGGUAAAGCAAUUUGAAGAAUCUGCAGAUUGUUGUAGAAAUAUACAAGGUGACAAAAAAAUGGGAACUUCUUUACAAUCCAAUAAAACUAGAAGUGAUAAAAGAAAUAAAUUUUAUUCAUAGUAAUUGAAACCUAAAACUUGCCAUUUACGAAAAAUUGAUGGAAUUCAUUAUUUUUUAAAAAUUACAUCCUUUAGAUGGCAUCCUCCUGUAUGAAUACAUUCUUGAAAUCUGCUGUUGAGAUUCCUCAUUGACCGCUGCAACAUCUCAGCUGGGAUACUGUGAAUUUCAUCCCGAAUUCUCUGUUUUAACUCAUCCAAGGUUCUUGGUCGAGUCGUGUACACUUUACUCUUGAGGUAGCCCCACAAAAAAAAAAAAAAAUCACAAACGGAUAAAUCUGGCGAUCUACAUUAGGGGGCCAGGGAAUGUUACCAAAUCUUGAGAUCACACGGUUACUGAACAAUUCUCGCACAGCUUCCAUUGAUUGCCAUGCAGUGUGUGAUGUCGCUCCAUUACGCAUUUCAAAGAAACCCAUUAUUCUGUCACCUUGUAUAUCUUUCAUUAAAAUUGCAUUUGUUUCAAAAUUAUUAUUAUUAUUAUUAUAAUACACCACAAGAUGGUGGUGUAGCACAAGCUGUCUUUUGUGUGGCGUAUGGCUGUUCCAGGAGCUUCAAAGUGAUGACAUUGUUUCUAACUGGAAUUCUUUGUGUGUCCAUUCACUUUUAUCAAUUACAUUUUGCAUGUGUUUGAACUGUGGGAAGAAAGCGGAGUACCAAGAGGAACCAGAACAUGCACACUAAAUGCACACAGAUCUAACACUUUUUUUUCUGAACUUUUAACUAGAUUGUGCAAGGUUCAAUAAAUAUAACUCAAUAAAAUGACUAUUAUUAUUA
This is a messenger RNA of Clarias gariepinus (North African catfish), 3316 nucleotides long. RefSeq names its product thromboxane A synthase 1 (platelet) (gene tbxas1). The transcript is spliced from 14 exons. Gene Ontology annotation, molecular function: iron ion binding; oxidoreductase activity, acting on paired donors, with incorporation or reduction of molecular oxygen; heme binding. NCBI's taxonomy places the organism in Eukaryota, Metazoa, Chordata, Actinopteri, Siluriformes, Clariidae. Bases 96 to 1703 code for a protein of 535 amino acids. The record is from RefSeq and is a predicted model, not a curated record.